Messenger RNA from Cordyceps militaris CM01, 162 nucleotides. RefSeq lists its product as uncharacterized. The coding region runs from base 1 to 162 and encodes 53 amino acids. The record is from RefSeq and is a predicted model, not a curated record. NCBI's taxonomy places the organism in Eukaryota, Fungi, Ascomycota, Sordariomycetes, Hypocreales, Cordycipitaceae. The transcript has 2 exons.
AUGCAAUUCUCGGCGGUAGCACUGCUCCUGUGGGCGGCUUCGCUGACCAGCGCCGGAAUCGUCAUUACGCCCAUCCGCGAUGACCAGGUAGUUCCAAAGACUUCCGGCGACUGUUUCUUUGGCGUCGUGACUCCUCAGGGUUGCGGACCCAAAAGACGUUAA